Scaptodrosophila lebanonensis is the source of this 1144-nucleotide messenger RNA. Its product is annotated as E3 ubiquitin-protein ligase MARCH7. Gene Ontology annotation, molecular function: ubiquitin-protein transferase activity; zinc ion binding. Gene Ontology annotation, biological process: protein ubiquitination. NCBI's taxonomy places the organism in Eukaryota, Metazoa, Arthropoda, Insecta, Diptera, Drosophilidae. The record is from RefSeq and is a predicted model, not a curated record. The coding region runs from base 177 to 1031 and encodes 284 amino acids. The transcript has 3 exons.
UGUAGACGAAAUUUUGUGUAAAUUUUUUGGUAGAGAAAAAUUAGAGUCAAGACGGGCGCACGCUUUGACAGCAUCAUCCAUCCUUCACAUAGAGAUCGGCAGCUCCACAAGCAGCUCCAGAAGCAGUCAGUCAGUUGGUAAGGUCGAGCAGGGAGAAGCUGAGAAGCUGCGUGCACAUGAAUGCCAGGCACAGGAACACCAACACCAACACGAACACGCCGCUGUUUGACUUGCCUCCGCCUCGCAGCAGAAUGCCGAGCACACAGCGCACCUUGUCGGAGGCCACGGCCAUCCGUCUGUUCAACAGCGUGGUCGGCAGCGCUGGUAACCCUGGCAACACUGGCAACACUGCCACGACCCCUGAAAAUGCGACUGCGACUGGAUGUGGCAAUGCCUGCGGCAGUGGCAGCAAUAAUGUGACUACUCUGGGUGUGCUCUCACAGAUCCCAGCGCCCGCAUAUACCUUACAGGAGAGCGUUCAUUCCGCGAAUGAGUUUGGCAACUCGUGUCGCAUUUGUCGCUGGAAUCGGAGCGAUAUGGAGAUUAUCAGUUGUCCUUGCAAUUGCAAGGGCAGCGUGGGCUACAUACAUAUGAAAUGUCUGAAGCGCUGGAUCAUGCAUCAACGCGACAAUCGCUGCGAGAUAUGCCACGCCAUCUACGACAUCUCAGAGGAUCGCCUCAGUUUCAAGCAAAUGCUGAAGACCUUUUGCUGUGGUCGCUGCUGUGGCCUGAUUGUGAAGCACUUGCUGUUCAGCGCCUCGCUCAUGCCCCUGGCCCACGUGAUCCUGCAGCAGGUACUCCAGUGCAUGGACAAUCUCAAUCAGGGCAGCACCGAACAGCUCAGCGUGCAGGAGGUUUUUGUGGCCUCCUGCGCGUUGCUCACCUCGAGUGCUCUGUUCUUCCACUUCUUCGAAUUUGUGACCACGCGCUGCCUCCUCAUCCGGAAUAUUUUGCGGCACUGGUGGAUGUUCGGCAGCACCAGCGACUAUGCUCUCGUGGAAAUCGAUGACGACUCCAUAGACCUGUUUUAACAGGACUACAAAACAGGAUAACAAAACAAUAGAACCAAGCUUUAGACGCUUUAGACUUUUAUAUAUUGGAUAACAAAAUUGCAUUAAUAAAAUAGAAUCGGUGAUACGUUAUA